Messenger RNA from Daucus carota subsp. sativus, 3036 nucleotides. RefSeq names its product auxin response factor 1. The transcript has 15 exons. Gene Ontology annotation, biological process: regulation of DNA-templated transcription; response to hormone. Bases 502 to 2514 code for a protein of 670 amino acids. Lineage: Eukaryota; Viridiplantae; Streptophyta; Magnoliopsida; Apiales; Apiaceae. Gene Ontology annotation, cellular component: nucleus. The record is from RefSeq and is a predicted model, not a curated record. Gene Ontology annotation, molecular function: DNA binding; protein binding.
UGAGAUGAUGAGUAAACAAAGGAGCCAAACAAGGCCUCACAAGAUUAUCUUCUUGCACUGCACUACAGCUAUAAUACAGUACAACACAAUACAUACACACAAUAUAGAUACAGAGAGAGAAAGCUGUACUGUAAAAAAUGUAAAAGUUGCAGGGGUCAUGUCGGCUUCAACCAGGCAAAGACUAUAAUCUCUCUCAUAUUUCUCUCUCAAACCCUAAUUAUUACUCACAAAACCCCUUUUCUUUGCUUUCACAUUCACCUCUUUUUUUAGAAUUUCACCUAAAAAAGUGAACUUUUCUUGAUUGUGAUGGAUUUGAGAUUCUGGGUUGUAGUUUGAUUCUUGUUUAAGAUAUUGAGAGGAGCUCUGCGAAUUUAAGUUCACUUAAAGAGAUAUCGAGAUAUCGUAUUCGUUCUGCUUUGGUAUUUCGAACUCCGAGAUUAAUUUGAUUGUCAAUAAUAGCAUAUAAAGUCCCCACUCAGAUCUUUCCGGGGUGGUUUAACCAUGGUACAAGAUGCCGCAAAUCAUCCAUCCAAAAAGGCUCGUUCAGGGGAGGCUAGUAAUGCUUUGUUCAAGGAGCUUUGGCAUGCCUGUGCUGGACCCCUUGUCACAGUUCCCCAGGAAGGAGAACGAGUGUACUACUUCCCACAAGGUCAUAUGGAACAGCUUGAGGCAUCAACUCAUCAGGGUUCUGACCAGCAGCUUCCUUUGUUUAAUCUGCCGGCCAAGAUAUUAUGCAAAGUGAUGAAUGUUCAACUUAGAGCUGAACCUGAGACGGAUGAAGUUUAUGCGCAAAUUACUCUGCUACCUGAACAAGAUCAAAAUGAGGUCAUGAGUCCAGAUCCUCCACCACCAGAACCACCUAAGUAUACUGUCCAUUCAUUUUGCAAAACUCUUACUGCUUCCGACACAAGUACCCAUGGUGGGUUUUCUGUUCUCCGGAGGCAUGCUGACGACUGUUUACCCCCACUGGAUAUGUCCCAGCAACCACCUUGGCAAGAAUUGGUUGCCACUGAUCUUCAUGGCAAUGAGUGGCAUUUUCGUCACAUAUUUCGAGGGCAACCACGACGGCACUUGCUAACCACUGGGUGGAGCGUCUUUGUCAGUGCCAAAAAAUUGGUUGCUGGUGAUGCUUUUAUCUUCUUGAGGGGGGAAAAUGGGGAGCUACGUGUUGGAGUGAGGAGGCUGAUGAGACAACUAAAUAAUAUGCCAUCUUCUGUCAUAUCUAGUCACAGCAUGCAUCUUGGUGUUCUUGCUACUGCAUCUCAUGCAAUUGCAACUGGAACCCACUUCUCAGUUUAUUACAAGCCAAGGACAAGCCGUUCUGAGUUCAUUGUAAGUCUUAACAAAUACCUUGAAGCUCAAAGCCAGAAACUCUCUGUUGGAAUGAGGUUUAAAAUGAGAUUUGAGGGCGAGGAAGCUCCGGAGAGAAGGUUUAGUGGAACAAUAGUUGGUGUUGGGGAUGGCACAACAUCAAGAUGGCGCGAUUCUGAAUGGAGAUCACUAAAGGUUCAAUGGGAUGAACCUUCAUCAGUUCUCCGACCAGAUACAGUUUCACCGUGGGAGUUAGAGCCGCUUGUGGCAGCUACUACUCCAAACUCUCAACCUCCACAAAGAAAUAAGCGGGCUCGACCACCAGUAUUACCUACUCAAACAACAGAUAUCCCUACACUCGGAUUAUGGAAGGCUCCUGCUGACCGUCCAUCCGCCGUUGGAUAUUGUGAUCCUUCACGUGGCCAAGAUCUCUUUUCAUCACCCAAAUUCUCUUCGGGUACUAAUUCUAGCUCUAUCAGCCACUGUGAUAAUGAUUCAUUCCAUCUGCCAACUUCCAAGUCAAUGUUUUGGUCUGAAGGUGCCAUAGAGUCUAUAUCCCCUGUAGUAAGCAAGGGUACUGUUGAAAAGAGACCAGGAAAUGGUUACAGGUUAUUUGGAAUUGAUUUGGUUGAUCCCUCCACCGUAGAAGACACACCAAUGAUUGUGUCUGGAGCUGUAGUAGAUGAUCUGUCACUUACAUUGCAAGUGGAAUCUGACCUGCACUCAGAACCAUAUGAUGCCGAUCAAUCUGAUCUUCCCUCAGUAAGUUGUAAGCCAGAAAAGUCGUCCCUCCAACCGCAACAUGAGUUGCACAGCAGACAUAUCCGCAGUUGUACAAAGGUUCACAUGCAAGGAAUUGCUGUUGGAAGGGCAGUAGAUUUGACGCGGUUUAAUAAAUAUGAGGAUCUUCUCAGGAAACUAGAAGAUAUGUUUGAAAUUGAAGGUGAACUCUGUGGAUCAGAAAAGAAGUGGCAGGUUGUUUACACCGAUGACGAGGAUGAUAUUAUGAUGGUGGGCGAUGACCCUUGGCAUGAAUUCUGUAACAUGGUGAGGAAGAUCUGUAUCUACACAACUGAGGAAGCAAAGAGGCUGACACCCAAAAUUAAACCUCCUGUUGGUGAAGAAAUUAAACCAGUUAAGACGGUUGCAGAUUCUGACAUUGGCACAGAGGAGCAGUCAUCAAAUGUUGGUUCCGGUUGCUAAACAUUGCAGGAUCGACAUAAUUAUCAAAGAAUGAUUGACAACUGCAUGAAGGUUUCUUAGUUCAUAUAGUAUAUGGAAGAGUGGUGACGUUAAAGAUGUAACUAUUCUCCGUAGGUGCUAUUUAGUCUCGUCUGAGGAGAACCCUAUGUUGCAUUGCCUUUCUGGGUUCUCAGUCAGUUGAAAGAACAAUGUUUGCGCUGCUUCUGUGUUUGACAAGCUGAGCUGCUGAGGGCCAUCUUUGACUCGCAGUAAAAAGUGGUUCUUGAGUUUUCUUGCAAGUUAUUAUAUAUCUGCAUAUGACAAGAUUGGUCUGGUUUGUGUUGCUUUACAUCUUUCUUCACAGUUUUUAAAAUUGAAUUCGACCCCAGUCUUGACCAUCCGGCCCCCGCUCUUUUAUUGUGUGUACUAGAAUAUAUAUGCAGAGCUUAUGCGUUCAGGUGAAAUUUGCGGACUGCAUAUGAUUUAGCUAUGAAGCUUUUUAACCCUUUCCUUUAUUUAUUUAUUGAAAUCAUUUUAAACUGA